UGAUCCUGCAGUGUUAGCCUGGUGUGGUGACGGGCAGGGAGGAGUUCAGCACGCUCACUGUCCCAGCGGUAUACACACACAAACACGCACACGUACACACGGACGCAGCACCUCAGCAACACGUGCGAACAAGCUGAGCGUGUUGCGUAUUGUUGCUUUUCUGCGGCUUCAUAUUCUCAAUAGAAUCUUUAGAAUCGUUUUGAUCGCUCGUGUUUUAGCGUUUCGGGAAAACAUAUUAAUUUCCGCGGCUCGAAGGAUGCCUAGUUAACGUGACAAAAAGAAUGGUUCUGCACUCGUGGUGUUUCUAAUAGAUGCGUUCGCAGGUUAACCCUCAUCAUGGGUCUCAUAAACGUACAUGUAACUACCUGAAUUACGAAUGGUCGCCCUGUCAACACGAGAGUCGUCACAAGGGAUUACGUUGCAAGCUUGUGUUGAAAAAGGAGAGUGCGGGACCAGCAACUCUAGUGAGAAUUGAGAAAGAAAGAGUGAGAUACAAAACCUCCAAAUUAGUGCUUGCGCGACCAUGAUGCCCGAAGGUUCACCAGGGAGUCACGGGAGGUUCCAGGGCCUCCCGGCGGGGCAGUGGAGCGCCGACCCCGACACGGGCGUCGUGGCUCUGACGGAGGCGGCGCUGGCCAGGCUCCUCAACCCCGACCCCAUCGACAAGUGGUAUAUCCUCGACCCCGAACCUAUAGCCAGGGGACAGUUCGCCGUGGUGUACCACUGUCGACACAGAAUCACCGGGGAAGAGUUUGCCGCCAAGUUUUCGUCCAGAUGGCGCCUCGGAGCCGACUGCACCUCAGAUAUUGUCCAUGAGAUUGCCAUCUGCGUAAUGUUGAGGCCUACACCGAGGGCUGUACAACUACAAGAUGUUUUCAAGACUGACGCAGAAUUUGUCCUUGUCAUGGAAUAUGCAAGAUCAGCUACCUUUAGAAGUUUAAGGAAGCCCAGCUCCUUACUCCAAAGUCCGAAUUCCUCUUACCACGCGAAGGAGGCAAGCCACCGUAUCCUUCGCUAUCCUCCGUGGGACGCUAUCCCCCUCCUUUCACGCCGAGAAAACCCUAGACUCCGAGGCUGUUGCGCCCCUCUCCUUGCUCUUGGGUUACCAGUCUCCCCGGGAAAGAAACGGUACCUGACCUAUCCAAUGCGUGCUUAUUAA
Penaeus vannamei (Pacific white shrimp) is the source of this 1159-nucleotide messenger RNA. The record is from RefSeq and is a predicted model, not a curated record. Lineage: Eukaryota; Metazoa; Arthropoda; Malacostraca; Decapoda; Penaeidae.